Messenger RNA from Rotaria sp. Silwood2, 486 nucleotides. NCBI's taxonomy places the organism in Eukaryota, Metazoa, Rotifera, Eurotatoria, Philodinida, Philodinidae. The record is from the annotation of a GenBank genome assembly.
AUGUCGACAGAAGCUGAAACUAAAGGCAAAAAGAGAACACAUGAUGAAGAUGAUGAAUCUAAUGGAGAUGUUGAAACAACAACAACAACUGGUUCAAAAAAAAAGGCAACACCAGUUAAAGCAGCAACAUCAACAACAAGAAAUAAACAACCAAUUAAUGAUGAUGAUGAAUCACGUGAAGAAACCAAUGAUGAUGAUUCAAAUAGUGUAGAAGCUAGAGCUGCUUCAAGUAAUGUUAAAGGUGUAUCAAAACGAAAUGGAAAUGCAACAUCGACUGAUGCUACUGCUAGUGGAGAUUUAGAUGAAAGUGCUGAUUAUGACGAUGAUGAUGAAGAAAAUUCUGAUGAAGAAGAUUAUAAAGAACAAGGUGAAGGUAGUGGAAGUGAUGACGGUGGUAGCGAUGUAGGUGCUGGUGGUGAUGAUGAUGAAUCAAAAGAUGUUGGUGAGGAUGAUGACGAGGAAGGUGAUGAAGAAUCAAGAGAGUAA